Messenger RNA from Pongo pygmaeus (Bornean orangutan), 3745 nucleotides. RefSeq names its product tripartite motif containing 16 (gene TRIM16). Bases 1400 to 3094 code for a protein of 564 amino acids. The record is from RefSeq and is a predicted model, not a curated record. The transcript has 13 exons. Gene Ontology annotation, molecular function: zinc ion binding; protein binding. NCBI's taxonomy places the organism in Eukaryota, Metazoa, Chordata, Mammalia, Primates, Hominidae.
GUCCCUCCGAGCAGAGAGCCUCCCCGUAUCUGGACCGGGGAGGAGCAGACGCUGGACAGGGUGUGUGUGUUCAGCAGUGGAUUGUCAGACUUGGGGUCCCGGCUGCUCCCUUUUGGGCCUCUCCCCGGGCCCGCUGAUCUGACUGUAAUUCCUCCUGCUGGAGCUAGGAUUCGGCCACCUUGACGCGCCCCCUCUGCCCCUGGAGCGUGUCUUUGGGUUUUGUGUGUGUGGGAGUGGCGUUUAUGUGUGUUUCUUAUCCGUGACACCUCCGGGUCGUUUGCUCGGAAACCGGCUGAGGGCCCGCAUAGCCUGGAGCAUUUGGUUGGAAGUUUCUGGGAGAAUGCUGGCAAUUCCCAGGAAGAUACGUGGAGAACGGAAAGGUUGCUACACCCAAAUAGUGGAGCAAAGCUAUGAUUAUGGAGGAUUGGACCUGCAAACUCCAGAACAGAGCAACCUUGUAAAAUAUGUGUGGGCAGCACAGAGACCUUGGGCAAGUUAACAGUUUCCUCAUCUGUAAAUAGUGAUUUAUGGAAAGCACCUGGUGCGUGGGUGUUUUGGUCCCAGGGAACCUCGUUUUCAGAGCAGAGGCUCACGCAGAUCCUGAGCCCAGUUAAUGGUCAUACCUUUCCCUGACUAAGUGAAUGUUCAUUCUAUCCUUUGAGAUUAUCUUUGAAGUCUCAUUACAUAGAUGUCUGUAAAAUCCUUCAAGCUGUGGACAGCCAAGUUCUGCCCUCUGAGGACCCUGCCCUUUCCCAAAAGGGAUAUCUUGAGAAGGAAAGUAUGGCUGCUCUUUGCUGGACAGCAGAGUCCCAGAACCCCAUGCAGGUGUUUUAGGGCUUUACGUCAUUCAAGGAUGUGGCUGUGAACUUCACUGGGAAGAAUGGAGAGAACUGGACCCUGCUCAGAGAGUCUUGUACAGAGAUGUAAUGCUGUAGAACUAUAGGAACCUGGUCUCCUUGGGAUUUCCAUUUUCCAAACCUGCUAUCAUCUCCCAGUUGGAAGAAGUGGUAAGCCCAUGAACGCAAAUGCAGGAGGGAGAGGUGCCAAGAAGCAGCUGUACAUAGCAGGCACAGAGACACGUGGUCUUCAGCAGAGCCUAUGGGGUACAGAUGAUUCACAUAAGAAUAGAAGUUUCAGGGCUGGACCUGGGGAGGCAGCCUGAGCCUGAGCCGGCUGUCCUGAGCCUGAGUACUCUAGCUGCCUUGUCGUCAUCGCAUCUGGCUGCCAUCCAGCGCCAGCACACAGUAAUGAGUGGCUGAGCUUCCUCCGGGAGGGAGGAAACAGUUAAAAUCUGGCAGCAGCUGCAGUCAUCUAGGCGUGGUUCUCUUGUCUGACUUGGGCUGCACAGAUCCUGGGCCGACGGACAGAAGAAAGACAGCCUAGGAGCAGAGCCUCCCAGAUGGCUGAGUUGGAUCUGAUGGCUCCAGGGCCACUGCCCAGGGCCACUGCUCAGCCCCCAGCCCCUCUCAGCCCAGACUCUGGGUCACCCAGCCCAGAUUCUGGGUCGGCCAGCCCAGUGGAAGAAGAGGACGUGGGCUCCUCGGAGAAGCUUGGCGGGGAGACAGAGGAACGGGACAGUGACUCUGCAGAGCAGGGGGAUCCUGCUGGUGAGGGGAAAGAGGUCCUGUGUGACUUCUGCCUUGAUGACACCAGAAGAGUGAAGGCGGUGAAGUCCUGUCUCACCUGCAUGGUGAAUUACUGUGAAGAGCACUUGCAGCCACAUCAGGUGAACAUCAAACUGCAAAGCCACCUGCUGACCGAGCCAGUGAAGGACCACAACUGGCGAUACUGCCCUGCCCACCACAGCCCACUGUCUGCCUUCUGCUGCCCUGAUCAGCAGUGCAUCUGCCAGGACUGUUGCCAGGAGCACAGUGGCCACACCAUAGUCUCCCUGGAUGCAGCCCGCAGGGACAAGGAGGCUGAACUCCAGUGCACCCAGUUAGACUUGGAGCGGAAACUCAAGUUGAAUGAAAAUGCCAUCUCCAGGCUCCAGGCCAACCAAAAGUCUGUUCUGAUGUCGGUGUCAGAGGUCAAAGCAGUGGCUGAAAUGCAGUUUGGGGAACUCCUUGCUGCUGUGAGGAAGGCCCAGGCCAAUGUGAUGCUGUUCUUAGAGGAGAAGGAGCAAGCUGCGCUGAGCCAGGCCAACGGUAUCAAGGCCCACCUGGAGUACAGGAGUGCCGAGAUGGAGAAAAGCAAGCAGGAGCUGGAGAGGAUGGCGGCCAUCAGCAACACUGUCCAGUUCCUGGAGGAGUACUGCAAGUUUAAGAACACUGAAGACAUCACCUUCCCUAGUGUUUACAUAGGGCUGAAGGAUAAACUCUUGGGCAUCCGCAAAGUUAUCACGGAAUCCACUGUACACUUAAUCCAGUUGCUGGAGAACUAUAAGGAAAAGCUCCAGGAGUUUUCCAAGGAAGAGGAGUAUGACAUCAGAACUCAAGUGUCUGCCGUUGUUCAGCGCAAAUAUUGGACUUCCAGACCUGAGCCCAGCACCAGGGAACAGUUCCUCCAAUAUGCGCAUGACAUCACAUUCGACCCGGACACAGCACACAAGUAUCUCCGGCUGCAGGAGGAGAACCGCAAGGUCACCAACACCACGCCCUGGGAGCAUCCCUACCCGGACCUCCCCAGCAGGUUCCUGCACUGGCGGCAGGUGCUGUCCCAGCAGAGUCUGUACCUGCACAGGUACUAUUUUGAGGUGGAGAUCUUCGGGGCAGGCACCUAUGUUGGCCUGACCUGCAAAGGCAUCGACCGGAAAGGGGAGGAGCGCAACAGUUGCAUUUCCGGAAACAAUUUCUCCUGGAGCCUCCAAUGGAACGGGAAGGAGUUCACGGCCUGGCACAGUGACAUGGAGACCCCACUCAAAGCUGGCCCUUUCCGGAGGCUCGGGGUCUAUAUCGACUUCCCAGGAGGGAUCCUUUCCUUCUAUGGUGUAGAGUAUGACGCCAUGACUCUGGUUCACAAGUUUGCCUGCAAGUUUUCAGAACCAGUCUAUGCUGCCUUCUGGCUUUCCAAGAAGGAAAAUGCCAUCCGGAUUGUAGAUCUGGGAGAGGAACCCAAGAAGCCAGCACCGUGCUUGGUGGGGACUGCUCCCUAGACUCCAGGAGCCAUAUCCCAGACCUUUGCCAGCCACAGUGAUGGGAUUUGCAUUUUAGGGUGAUUUGGGGGCAGAAAUAACUGCUGAUGGUAGCUGGCUUUUGAAAUUCUAUGGGGUCUCUGAAUGAAAACAUUCUCCAGCUGCUCUCUUUUGCUCCAUAUGGUGCUGUUCUCUAUGUGUUUGCAGUAAUUCUAUUUUUUUUUUUUUUGAGACGGAGUCUCGCACUGUUGCCCAGGCUGGAGUGCAGUGGCGUGAUCUCAGCUCACUGCAAGCUUCGCCUCCCGGGUUCAAGCGAUUCUCCUGCCUCAGCCUUCCAAGUAGCUGGGCUUACAGGUGCCUGCCACCACACUCAGCUAAUGUUUUGUAUUUUUAGUAGAGAUGGGGUUUCACCAUGUUGGCCAGGCAGAUCUCAAACUCCUGACCUCGUGAUGCACUCACCUCGGCCUCCCAAAGUGCUGGGAUUACAGGCGUGAGCCACCGCGCCCUGCCUGUUUGUAAUAAUUUUUAGGCACCAAAUCUCCCUCAUCUUCUAGUGCCAUUCUCCUGUCUGUUCAGGUAAAUGUCACACUGUGCCCAGAAUGGAUGACCAGGAACCUUCAAGAGUGGCUGAAAAGAUUGCAGAGUUAUCAUAAUAAAUUGCUAACUUGUGUA